AUGAUAUACUGUGUGUCUGGACCAAUAAGAGUCUCUGCGGGCCUGUGGGGCUCCGCCCCCUCCCGGCCGACCACCAACCAGUCGAGGAGACGCUGCCAGGGGGUCACGGUGGAGGAGCCGGGACAGGAAGUGACCUCAGGGGAGGCUGAUGAUGAUUACGAAUCAGCUGAGCAGCUGGGGGCGGAGCUUGUGACUCUGUCUCUGCUGCCUGGGUCUCGAUGGAAAAGUCUGCUGCACCUGGACGUCAUCAAGAGGAGGAAUAAGCCCGUGGCGCCCCCUGCUGCUCCGGCUGCUGCUCCGUUCUUCCUGCCAACAGUUCCUGGUCUCACACCUCGAUUCUCGUCACCAACGGCAACCCAACAGGAAACACAGUCGAAGGUUUUGACGUGGGGUUCGUUGACUCAGAGGUCAGAGUUCAGCUCCGCUCUGGAGUCAGCUCUGCAGUCCGGAUCAUUCGAUCGCCCGCUGCGCCUCCUGAAGGAUUGUGGGCCGGCGGCGCUCUCUGUGGAGCUCACCUGUUUGUCAUCAGAGGGGGGCGGGGCCAGCAGCCUUCUGUUAGCCUUCAUUCACAUGAUUGACAGCAUGUUGGCCAGUGGGCGGGACUUUGACCUGGCUCAUGCUUACCUGGCGCUUUUCCUGAAGCUCCAUCUCCGCUUGUUGUCGCAGGACUCGGUUGCCAUGGCAGCGUUGCUCUGCCUCUCCUCACGGCUGGAGGCGGGGUGGGCGGAGCUACGAGCAUCAUUUGACCAAUCACUGUGUCUGCUGUCGUACGCCAAGAGCGCGCUGCUCUAACACAUUUUUGUAUUAUAUA
Messenger RNA from Plectropomus leopardus (leopard coralgrouper), 811 nucleotides. The record is from RefSeq and is a predicted model, not a curated record. NCBI's taxonomy places the organism in Eukaryota, Metazoa, Chordata, Actinopteri, Perciformes, Serranidae.